Molecule: messenger RNA, 2977 nt
Organism: Alnus glutinosa
Lineage: Eukaryota; Viridiplantae; Streptophyta; Magnoliopsida; Fagales; Betulaceae
Exons: 18
Coding region: 342-2513 (723 amino acids)
Biological process (GO): maturation of SSU-rRNA from tricistronic rRNA transcript (SSU-rRNA, 5.8S rRNA, LSU-rRNA)
Cellular component (GO): small-subunit processome; nucleolus; nucleus
Molecular function (GO): protein binding
Source: RefSeq, a predicted model, not a curated record
UUUCCCUUGAAGUUGCAUAGCUUUAGGGUUUAAACGCUUUAAACCGCCAACCGAACCGUACCGCUCUUCUCUCAAGCCACAAGCACUGCCCCCUCCACCGUACGCCGCCGGCGACGAACGCCGGGAGUGAGUCCCAAUCGUGCGACGCCGCCCACAGAAGUACAGCCCAGUCGAAGAACACCUUCUCUCUGUGCCUCAACCAUAUGCAUUGGAACUUAUGGAGUUUACAGUUGUUUCCUUACAUUAAGUUUUAGUACAGAAGGAGCUGAAUCUUUGGUUUAAAAUUUUUCAUUCUCUGAGAUCCAUCACUCUCUGUUCUUUGGCAAAGCAAGCAAAAAGAGAUGGCGUACCAAGGAGGUACCCUCAAGUUGACCUCCACUUCUGGGGUGAAGAUGUACACUGUGGCAUCCCAGAACCGCUCUCUCGCCUCCUGGCGUGGCCCCAAGAAUCCCCGAGCUCUUCGCAAGGACAAAAAUUACAUGCAAAGGGUGGACUUGAUACAGGAUUUGAGGUUUGAAACUGCAACCACCAAGAUCAAGGCAACUCCUGAUGGGGAGUUUCUUAUAGCAUCAGGUAUAUACCCACCCCAAGUCAAAGUGUAUGAACUUAGGGAAUUGUCACUGAAGUUUGAGAGGCAUUUGGAUUCAGAGAUAAUUGAUUUUCAGGUUCUGGCUGAUGACUAUUCAAAGCUUGCAUUUUUAUGUGCUGAUCGCUCUGUUUAUCUACAUGCCAAAUAUGGAAAACAUUAUAGUUUGCGGAUUCCAAGGAUGGGAAGGGAUAUUGCUUAUGAUUGCUGGUCUUGUGACUUGCUUUGUGCUGCCUCUUCUCCAGAUCUGUACAGAAUUAAUUUACAACAGGGACGAUUCCUGUCCUCCCUUACUACACAAUCGCCAGCAAUAAAUGUGGUUUCUCGAAGCAAGCUCCAUGGCCUAGUUGCAUGUGGCGGUGAGGAUGGAGCUGUAGAAUGUUUUGACAUGAGAAUGAGAUCUUCAGUGGGUAGAAUUCAUGCUGUUGCACCCGCUGGUGAUAUUGACCAGGAGGUUACUUCAUUGGAGUUUGAUGGAGAUGGGGGACUCCAAUUGGCUGUAGGAAGUAGCACAGGAAAGGUGCUGAUCUAUGACUUGCGUUCAUCUUAUCCUAUGCGAGUUAAGAAUCUCGUGGAUGACAGCCCGAUAUUGGACAUCAAGUGGCAUCGUACUCUGAAUUCUGAACAACCAAAGUUAAUUGCCACUAGCAAGCAUGCCGUUAGAAUUUGGGAUCCCGAAACAGGCGAAGACAUGGCCAACAUUGAGCCGACUGCUGGAACUAUAAAUGAUAUUUGUGCAUUUAGUGGCAGUGGGUUGAUGUUACUGGCUUUGGACUGCGGCCAGAUACCAUCGUAUUUCUUACCUGCUCUGGGACCUGCUCCGAAGUGGUGUUCUUACCUGGAAAAUCUAACGGAAGAGCUAGAGGAGGGUGCACAAACAACCAUAUAUGACAAUUUCAAAUUCUUGACAAGAGAAGACCUCGAGAGGUUGAAUCUGACUAAUCUGAUUGGCACUAAUCUCUUACAAGCCUACAUGCAUGGGUUUUUUGUUGAUUAUCGGCUGUAUAAAAAGGCAAAAGCAUUGGUGGAACCAUUUGCAUAUGAUGCUUACAUAGAAGAGCGGAAGAGAGAGAAAUUGGAAAAUGAACGUGUUUCUCGUAUUACGAUUAGGAGGAAACUACCCAAGGUUAACCGGAAUCUUGCAGCUCGUAUUCUCGAAAAUGAGGAAGCAGAAAACGAAGAGAAAGAUGCUGAUGAGAAUGAGACUAAAAAGAAAUCAAAGAAAAAGAAAGGACUUAACAUUGAGAUACUCAAAGAUGAGCGGUUUGCAGAAUUGUUUACAAAUAAGGACUUUGAAAUUGAUGAGUCCUCCCGCGAGUAUCUGGCUUUACAUCCUAUGCCUGCCAAGAAGCAACCAUCUUUAGUGGAGGAACAUUUUGAACCUGUUAUGGAGGAUGAAGAUCAGAGCUUGAGUGAUUCUGAUGCGACCGCAGCAUCUCAGUCAUCAGAAGGCGAACUUGACAAUGAAGAAAGAAAAACAAAGAAGAAAGCACGAGUUCCAAGGUUGUAUGAAGUUAAGGAUGGGCGACAUGCAGACGCGUUCUGGAACGAUGUUUCACUUGCAAAGGAGGACGUUCUUCCUAUUGGAGAGAGACUAGCAGCUCUUAAAGAUGAUCAGCGGCCUUCUGGUAUCCCACGUGAUGUUAAAUUUGGACCAGGAGGAUCGCGAGAGAUUUCCUUCACUUCUAGAAGCUCAGCCAAGUACAAGGAAGAAGAAGAGGACAAUGUGCAGCAUAAGAAGAGAAGGGGAGUCCAGUCACUGGGGCUUAAGCCGGAUAGAUCAAGCUUUGGGGGCCGGGGGAGAGGAGGGAAUCGUGGCAGAGGAGGAAAUCGUGGUAGAGGAGGGAAUCGAGGCAGUCGCGGAGGAGGGAAUCGUGGCAGUGGCAGAGGAGGGAGUCGUGGCAGAGGCAGAAGAGGCCGUUGGUGAAGUGUUGCGUUUAUGUGCGACUCAUCUCGCAAUUUAUCUUUUGGCAUCAUCUCGCUUGGUCCAUCUGAUUUUGGUGAUUUUGACUCACAAUGCGAGUUCAUGAGGCAAGCAAGGUGCAUUUUUGAGCUGCUUAGGGUUUGUAGUUUUUUAUUUUUAUUUUUAUUUUUUCCUUUUUAGCAUUUUGAAUUAUACAGAAAAUUUCGUGAUCUUCAACUACCCCUCCCCCGCGUCCCCUUCUAGUGGGGAGUGUAACUGUGAUUUUGAUCUUCCACACACAUACACAAGACACAUUUUGCCCUCGGGUCUCAACUGAAAAAAAAAUUGGCCCUUCUUAGGACGGUAAUAAUCAUUGAUGGGAAUCUGGGAUGGCUGUAUCCAGGGUUUGCAUAAGCAUGAAUAGUGUAACUCAGAAUUAACCUUGUUCAAGUUUGUAUCCUAUAUAUUUUAUGGCUUAAGUUGAGUGA